AUGGGACCCCAGUUCAAUCCCUUCGGUUCGCCACAAACUGUGAUUGAAGACUCCGUCAAAGGGGAAACGGAUUAUCUGAACAGAAAUGAAACGCUAGAAAACUACCUGAGUCUGUAUGAUGAACCCAUGAAAGUGGGACUAAACAGAGUAAAGGAAGACAUCCAACUGAAGGAUCCUCCUGGUUCCAUGGAUUCCAUAAUAUUCAACGACAUGGAAAUGGGAGAAGAGAACUACAGUGUGCUAGACAAUGUAGAUGGGGAUUCCCUACGAAGUUUUCCUGAUUCCCGAGAUGACAGUUUUAGCAACACGGGUACCAACGAUACACCCUUCCAGGAGCGCAGCGGCGAAGACGCGAAGCGCACACCAGAAAUGGGACUUGUCCUGGAAGACAACUUCGAGGCCAGACGCAAUGACAGCCUUCUCCUGGUGCACAGUUUCAAGGAGGGCCAGAGUGGGCCACUGGAAGAAACUCUAGUCGGAUAUUUAGGAAGAGAAAAGGAGGAGGACUCUCCCAAAGCUGUCGAGGUUAAGUACCUUGGUGAUGAUGGCACGGUUAAUUACGUCGGGGAUGCAGUCGAGGUCAGGCAGGUUGGUCAGGUGGACGACCUUAAUAUCCUUUGCGAUGUCGAACCAUUUAUCCAUCAGAAGAGGAACGAGUUUAGUGAUGCACAUGGAGAACUGAGCCAAAAGGAUAACCCCCAGAAAGGGAACUUCGAAAAUCAUCCAGAUUUACAGAGCGAAAUGCCCUACGAUGAGUGUGCCCUAACGAACGGUUUCUUCGACACAAUAGAAAAUAUAAACACCAAGGUGGUGGAGAAAUACAAAAACUUAAAAGGAGUUUCCGAAAGUCUAAUAGGAGUUGUUACGAAGUCUGAUUUCGAGCAUAGAAUAGAUGAAUUGCUCCAACUCAGCGAUAAAAACUCUUUACUCAUUGAGGAGUUCCGCAAGCAGAGCGAGGAGUGCAUUCGCCGAUGCCGCAAGUUUGAGACAUCGUCUGAGCAGCUCGUCGGAGAAUGCAUCGAGACUCUGGCAAAUAGCAGUAUCUGCUACGCAGAGUGGGUAUGUCUGCACGCGCGCAAGGUGGACCCGUUGGAGGUGGUGCUCUCAGACGUGCAGGAGUUCGUCCGCGCAAAUGAAUAG
Messenger RNA from Plasmodium knowlesi strain H, 1140 nucleotides. RefSeq names its product conserved Plasmodium protein, unknown function. Bases 1 to 1140 code for a protein of 379 amino acids. The record is from RefSeq and is a predicted model, not a curated record. Lineage: Eukaryota; Apicomplexa; Aconoidasida; Haemosporida; Plasmodiidae. The transcript is spliced from 8 exons.